Molecule: messenger RNA, 6813 nt
Organism: Glycine soja
Lineage: Eukaryota; Viridiplantae; Streptophyta; Magnoliopsida; Fabales; Fabaceae
Exons: 13
Coding region: 317-6346 (2009 amino acids)
Biological process (GO): heterochromatin formation
Source: RefSeq, a predicted model, not a curated record
AAGUGUAGAAUGACACUUUGAAGUCAAAGUCUAUAAUGCCCUUUUCCCCGUUCUUGUAGCCAAUUGUAUUCCAUUCUUCGCAAUAAUUUCUCGGCUUUCCUCGGGAUACACAUGCAGCGUUUUAUAGUGCUCGGAGAAUCCCCUUGAUUGCAACACCAACCCAACUCGAAGAACACCGUCGCCGUUCGCCGCCGUUUCCUGAAGCCGAGUAAAAUUUUCUCCGCGCUACUCUCCGAGUUCAACAUUGCUCAGAAGAAACCACCAUGUCUCCGAAACUGCUAUUAUUGGCGAAUUAGGGUUUGUAAAUUAGGUUUUAAUGGCGAACGACACUGGUUCCGGUCGCGUCGUCACAGAGAAAGGACUGGCUACGAGGUCUUCGAGAGAGACAUUAGGGAAGAAUGCGCUUGCGAGCGGUUCCGCCACGAACGCCACUCCGAAUCGCAAGUCGGAACGGCUCGAGAAGCGGACGCCGCCGUCGCUCUCGGCGAGAAUCACGGUGAGAUUCGGUCAGAAGACGCCGAGUCCGUUGCGGAGAUCUGAGAGAACGAAGAACGCUUCUCCUUCUCCUUCUUCGGAUCCUUCGGCUUCGAAAUCCAAGAGUUCGGGUUCGAAGAGCAAUUGCAGUGGGAAACAGUUGGCGUUUGAGGCUAGCGCUGACGAAGAUGAUGAUGAUGAGAAAAGUGGCGCGGAAGCUUCUUCGAGACUUAGACCUAAGAGAAUGACUGCGGGCGAGUAUCGUGCUCUCUUUGUUAAACCUAAGAUAGAUUGCAAUGAGAAGACAAAUGGGAUGGAUAGGUCAACUGAAGGAGAUUGCCAUGAGAAGACAAAUGGAAUGGAUAGGUCAACUCAAGAAGAUUGCCAUGAGAAGCCAAAUGGGAUGAAUAGAUCAACUCAAGAAGAUUGCCAUGAUAAGACAAAUGGGAUGUAUAGGUCAACUCAAGAAGAUUGCCAUGAGAAGUCAAAUGGGGUGGAUAUGUCAGCUCAGGAAGGUGAUGACGGGGCUAGGGACAAGAUUGACGUGUGCCUUAAAGAGAAUUGUUUUGAUUCUGCCAGGGAUGAUAAGGAUAUUCUUCUACCUGAAGAUGCCAAUAGUAAAGAGAUGAGAGCUGAGUCUAAGUUGAGUGGGCCUUUGAAAGAACUAUUAGAUAAUAAUGCGACUCUAAAUUCAUUGGUACCGUCUAAUGCUGCAACCUGUGAGCCGCCCAGUGGGGCGUCUGAAAGGGUUCAGUCUGAAUCGUGCAUGGAGGAGACAUCACAGAAGUCAGGGUCAAGGGAUUCCAUAAUAAAUGAAAAUUUGAUUAGGAAAUGUGUUGAGAAUGAUAAGGGUGAAAAAUCAAUAUCUUUGAAGAGAAAAAAAAAUAUGUUGGACAUGCAUUCAGAUGCUUCUGCUAUGUUGGUUGACAAUAACAUCAGCAACUUGAUUGAGGAUGCUCACCCAUCAAGGAUAUGUGGCAAUGUUGUGGAGACCAGCGGGUCAUGUUCCAAAAGGAUAAGGCGUAUCUCCUUAUCAGAAUCAGAUGUGAAAAAGGGUGGGAGGAAAACUGCCAAUAAUGUUGAUCAGCCUUCUUCAAAAUCUAAUGGUGAAAAUUUAUCUACUAGGAACAAGGAAGGAAAUUCUGGAGAUUCAGUGGACCCAGAGAUACCUCAAGGGAACACUGUUGAAACAGAGAAAAUACGAAAACAGCAGAGGAGCUUACAUCUUUUACUGAAGCCAGAGAUAGCAAAUCUUUGUGAAAUUCUGCAUCUGCCUGAAAAUGUCAAGAGUAUGGUUGAAAAUUGUCUUGAAUAUACUAUGAACAAUUACCAGAUCUGUACAGAACCAGUGUCAAUAUUACAGGCUUUUCAACUAUCUCUGUGUUGGACUGCUGCUGCUUUGCUAAAUCACAAACUUGACUUUGAAGAGUCCCUCAUGCUUGCUAAGCAGAACUUGAAUUUUGACUGCAAGAAGGAAGUGGUGGAUGAAAUUAAUUCAAGACUCUGGGAUCUGAAGGAAUUUUUUUUAAAACUCACAGGAAACUCUAAUGUUGCCAGCUAUCCAAAAGCUUCUGAGUCAUCAAAUGGGGUUUAUUCAUUUAUUGAAGAGACACCAGAGGUUGAAUUAGUAAAAAAUGACAAUUCUAAAAAUAUUAAAAACGUUCAGAAGAGUAAAAGCCAGUGGAAUAAGCUACUUCUGACACAACAAGAAGAGAAGCAAAAGUUGAAAAAAGAUAUUGAAAAUGAAAAUGGUGAAUUUUGGAGAAGGUACCGAAUACACAGGGCAGCUAUUCAAUCAUGUUCUCCCAAUGAUGUAACCAAAGAGCAAAAGCUCAAGGUUUUCAACAGUGAAUACAUGAAAAUAAUUAGAGAAUUGGAAAGGCAGCAUGAGAUAUGUCUCAAGGAUCUUGAGGACAAGCAAUUAAAAACAAGGCUGACAUUCCAAGAGAUUUCAGCACCUGAUGAAUUGAUAAACCCAGUUACUUCAAACAAAUCUGGGACUAAGGUUGACCAGACUUGUGAUCAAGCCCAGCAUUCUAAUGCUCCGAAAGACCUUGUGUCUGAUCAUGUUGUCGAAGGAGAGGGUUUCAAUGAUAUAGUUGAAAUCAUGACAAGGACUGGAACUGGGAUUGGAUUAUCUGAAGCUCCUGAUGCCAAUGCCUCUGUAGUUGUACCAUGCAGUAGCACAGUUGAACUGCAAACUCCUCUGGUCAAACAUGCUUAUGCUAAUGAGAUGGACAUAGUGGCUUCAAAAGAUGGACCAGUAUCUGGAAAUAAGUGCUAUAAUGUUGCUGAAAAUGAAUAUGAUAGUCAAGGAAAUAUUUUCUCUAAGCAUUACAAUUCCAGAGAACAAUGUUCUGAUGGAGCUAUUAGCUCGCCAGAGGAGGGGGAGUUUGUAAAUUAUAGUUGUGAAUCUCAUGAUUUUUGGAAGGAUGCUAUAACACAAGUUCUGCCUUCAUCUAAUGAAGAGAUAUGUGAUGGGAUAACAUUAGAUAUUCAAUGUUCUGAUGGAGCUAUUAGCUCGCCAGAGGAUGGGGAGUUUGUAAAUUAUAGUUCUGAAUCUCAUGAUUUUGGGCAGGAUGCUAUGACACAGGUUCUGCUUUCAUCUAAUGAAGAGAUGUGUGAUUGGAAAACAUUAGAUGUUCAGCGUUCUGAUGGAGCUAUUAGCUUGCCAGAGGAGGGGGAGUGUAUAAAUUAUAGUUGUGAAUCUCAUGAUUUUGGGCAGGAUGCUAUAGCCCAAGUUCUGCCUUCAUCUAAUGAAGAGAUAUGUGAUGGGAAAACAUUAGAUGUUCCCUGUGGAGAGGUGUCUCCUACAGGGUGUAACACCAGCAGUUCAAAUGGUGAUCAUGUUGAAAUUCCUUCUUCUAGGCAAGGGGAACUUGAUGGGACUAUACUGAGCAAUCCUGUUUGUGGUUCAUCAAUAGAGGUUGGGGCUAAUGGUUCCAAUGAUGGUGCAAAGAAUAUGGCACCCUUGAAUUCUCAAUCAUCUGAAGAACAUAUCCCAUGUGUAAAUACCAUAUCCACACCAAAUUGUGAGAAUGCUGCACAAAUCCAUGAGGCUGAUGACAAUAAUGGUUCAAAAAAUGCUGAAACUCUGAACUCAUCUUUGUCUGAUGAAAGAAUUUCCUCCUUGAAUUCAAAAUCACCUCAAGACCAUGUCCGUAAUGAAAAUGCCAUGUGCAUGCAAAAUUGUGAGAAUUUUGCACCGAGCCUUGAGGAUGAUGACGGUGAUGGUUCAACUAUUGUCAUUCCAAAUCCACCUUUGAUUGAUGAGAGAAAUGCUGAUAGGACCAUAGUAUUAAAUAGAGAUGCACAUGUGGGAAUGCUUGAGACUGUCAAUCUCACUCCAUCCACAGAGCAAAUAUCUGGAGGUGCAGUAGAUGAAGAUGGUCUCCCCAACCACAUUCCCAAGUCAUCAGUUUUAGAUAGUGUAUUGUCCAGACGACGCGAAGCUGAUAGUCCUAGUAAUAGCUCGGAUGCUGAUUGUAUUAUUCUUUCAAAUCAACCUUCUUUAGAGAAACAAAAUCAUGAAGUCUUAUCAAACAUACCUGUUGGACAAAUUCCAGUUGAAGUGUCAGACACUUGUCAUGAGAGGAUUACUGUAAAUGUAUUAGAUGGGGAGGAAGCUGUGGGAAGGCCUGCCACAGUCAAUUGUACUGAUUAUCCUGAGAAUAUAAUUCCUCUGAAUUCUUCAUCCAUGGAUCAAAUAUCUAAUGGAGGUCCAUUAUUAGAUGGAGAUUUAUCAUCAGGGCCUUGUGCUACUAGCCCAGGCAAUGGUCUGACCCUACCUGAUGAACAAAUUCCUGUCUUAGUGCCAGAAAAUAGCGAUAAAGUGGCUCGAUGUCAAUUAACAGACAGUGCAGUGGUGAAGAAAAAUGCCAUAUCUGACCAGCAGGAAGGAGUAUGUAGAACCAUGACAGAAAACAGUUUAUCCCAGGAGACUCCAGUAUCGAGAACAGUUCAUGAUCUCAUGGAGCCUCUAGAACCACUGCAAUCAUUAUCAUCUGUAGAGUCUCCACCUGACCCGGAUACUGCUAGAGAAAUGCCGAACACUUUGAUAUCUAGUCCUGUUGAUAUUGUACCUGAUAAUCAAUCCAUUAAUGUUUCACUGGUCAUGGAGCCUCCAGAGCAGGAGGGGCAAUUACUUUCUGCAGGUUUCCUUUCUUCCAACCAGGACCUAUCUAAUUUGCCUUUGGUGACUGGAAACAAAGACCAGCCAUCCGAUGAAGAUGAUCUCCCCUAUCACAUUUCUGAGAUUCAAAAUCAAGUUGUGCAACAAGCCUCAUAUUCGGACCAGCAGGAAGGAGCAUGUAGAACCGUGACAGAAAACAGUUUGUCCCUAGAGACUCCAGUAUCUAGACCAGUUGAUGAUCUCAUGGAGCCUCUAGAACAAGUGCAACCAUUAUCAUCUGUAGAGUCUCCACCUGACCGUGAUACUGCUAGAGAAAUGCAGAACAUUUUGGUAUCUAGUUCUGUUGAUUUUGUACCAGACAAUCAAUCCAUUAAUGAUUCACUGGUCAUGGAGCCUCCAGAGCAGGAGGGGCAAUUACCUUCUGCCGGUAUCCUUUCUUCCAACCAGGACCUAGCUAACUUGCCUUUGGUGACUCGAACUGAAGACCAGCCAUCCAAUGAAGAUGGUAUUUCCAACCACAUUCCCGAGACAUCAAUUGAGAUUCAAAACCAAGCUGUUGGGCAAUGUGCCUCAAAUGUGGAACUUGACUCAUGUUCUCGUCAAGUUGUACAUCCAGCCUCAAAUAUGGACCUUGAUUCACUUCUUCCUGGUGGAUUCAGACGGCAGUCUUCAGACACAAGAAAUUUGUCAACUCUCACAGAGAAUAAUAGCCAUCCUGUACAACCUGCUAGCCAAUCAGCUUCCAGGAUUAUUCGACAUUUGUGCCUUGAUCCACUUACCAAUGAAUUAGAAAGACUGCGUAUACUGACAGACCAAAAUAUGAAAGAAUAUGAAAACAAGAAAUUGCAGUUGAAAUGUGAUUUUGAGAAGGAACUCGAGGAACUUUACAGGAAGUAUGACAUUAAACGUAAGGAGAUUGAGGUUGAAUUUCAGAAUAUAAGGAAGAACCUGGAUACACGAAAUAAAAUAGUUUUUGUAAAUAAGAUAUUGGCUGAGGCUUUCAGGGCUAAAUCCAUGGAUCUUAAAGUAUCUGGUGCAUCAAGAAUGCAGCAAGAUGCAAGUGUUCCAAUGCAAUUAUUUCAGCUUGCAAGUCAGCAAAAUGCCACUCAGCCCUGUCUGGUUGGUGCAUCAUCUUGUGGGCCUCCUGCAGCCAGCGUGCAGAGUUCCUACGCCACAACUACCACUCAGACUAUGGUAUCACCAAUACAGGCCACUUACAGUACACCAGGAACUUUCUCCAGUGUUUCUCCAAGACUACCUCAUAUCAACUCCCUCUCUUCACCCUUGGGAAAUGUUCAAACUGCCGGGGAGAUACGUGCCCCUGCACCACAUCUCCAGCCUUAUAGACCCCCAACAUCCAUCCCAGCCUCCAGUCCAUGUACAGUUCCGCAUGGGAGGCCAGGUCAGCCUACACCCGGUAAUAUUCCGGUAACUUCUCCCCCAUUUUCUCACCGGACACCCCGGCCAAUGCCCGCAAACUUUCAGUCUGUUCCUCAUAGGGGGCAUUGGCCCGUAAGUACAAGUGGGUUAUCCACACCUAAUUUAUCUGCUGCCAUGAAUUCUCGUGGUGAUGCUAAUAGUCAACCUGGUAUAAAUCUGGCAAAUGUUCGGCCACAUAUGCCAGAUUUGCCUACAUUGAUGAACUUGAACCUAUCCAAAUUUGGCUGUAAUAGCUCGCCGGCUAACUCAGCACAUCAAGCUACAUCACCUGAUGUAGUCUGUUUAUCAGAUGAUGAAUGACCAGAAGAAGUAUUUAAAUAUCUUUUGCGUAUCUGUCCUAACACUAGGCAAUUUUUUCUUUUCCCUCGUCGAGGGGCUUCUAACAAUAAUUUAGGAGGGCAGAUAUUGUUGUUGUGGUGGUGGUGGCAGCGGCAGUGCCAGUGUCGUCCUCAUCUGUUUUUAUUGUGUUGUAAUUAUUAUUUAUUUUAUAAUGUAUAUUCAAUGUAAAUUAGUUGUAUGGUUCUCCUUUGUAUUGCAAUGAAUGGAUGUGCUAGUUUGGUGGGGGAGAUGAAUGAGUGUUAGUUGAAAUGAAAGCAUGUUGCUGUUCAUAUCGCAUUUUAGAUUUAAAAUACUUGUUAAGGUUUUAUGUAAAUUAGUAUCUAGAAGUGCCCCACCAUGCUCCAGUUCUCUCAGCAAAGUAAUUCGUUAAUAAGCGAAUUACUCCUCUUGCACUCUUUAAUGAUGCUUCAUACUUCGUAGUGCUCUUA